CACUGUCUCACUUGACAGUCUUCACACCCACUCUGGAUGUAUAUCAAUCUGGAAAUAAAAAUCCAAGACAACCGCGCUACCCCUGUUUUUUGUUGUGUCAAACUCCCAGCCACAUUGUGUACGAUCGAUCAAAGGGGGAUUUUCCAAAAAAUCUUCCCUGUAUUUCCCAGCAGGUUGCCUUAACUCAAGUGGAAUGCUAAAGAAAUCGGUGCAUUGAUCCAAUUUCCCCCUGAGGCAGUUGUGGGAGUUGUUGAUUGCUGAUAUCCACUUCUUUCGUCUUGGAUCUCUUGAAGCUUACCAGCAACCAUGUCAAAAAGCCUCUUCAUCUUAGUGCCUGGGAAAAGCAGACCCUGCUGACAUUGGGACAGAAAGGUUGCCAUCCAGGUGUUGCAGCUCUCAACUAUCAUGCAGCCAGAAGAAGUGACGGCCUUUGGAGCUCUGGAGAUCGUCUCCCAGCGAGUGUACUUGCUGACCAGUCACAUCGUGGAACACGAGGGCUUACCGCAGGGCCAGAGCCAAGGCCAGGGCCAGCUCUCCCCUCCUCUGGGUCCAUCUCCGCAGGCCCCCUGUGUGGCCUCUGUCCUGCCGGCCCGCUGCUGGACGCUGGAGGUGGGGGUGGCCGUGCUCCUCAUGACGCUGGCUGCCGUGGUCAUCCUGGCGCUGCUCUACUGGGCACUCCUGCUGCGCCACAAACUGAAGGUGGCCCGGGCGGGGAACGCGCUAGAGUACUGGGGCUUCUUCCGCUCCGCACAGUACAACCUAAAGGAGCCCGGCCUGCCUGAAGCAUUCCCGGUGGCCAUGACGACGGUCGUCACACCUGGGCCAGAUGUGGCGGCACCACCUGCCACAGACUCCUUGAAGCCACCGCUGGGUCCACCCCCUCCCCAACCUCUGUCUACCCCACCUCAGCACUGGCCUCCUCCAUACUUGGAGCCCCCUCCUCCUCCUCCUCCUCCUCCUCCUCCUCAUCAUCAUCCUCCUCCUCCUCCUCCUCCUCCUCCUCCUCCUCCGUGUCUCCCCUGCACUAGCUCAGGUCUUUCUCCACCCGAUCCUCCCCCCACCGUACGACCACGACCACGGCCAUCUCCCAUCCCACGCCACCUUACCACCAAGUCUCUGCCACCACCACCGCCGGAUUCGCCCGUGCUGCGGGCCUGGUCCGUCCCCACCAUACCUUACCCAUCCCUACCUCGACCUCUCCACCGACCGAACGAAACUCCGUCCCCCCCGCGGCCACUGUCGGCUCAGCCCCUCCCGUUCGUCCACACCACUCCGCCCAGCCCUCACCUGUCCUGGGGGGCGUGCUCAGACGUGGACGUGUACUCGCGGGUGGGGUCGAUGAGACUCUCUAGGACUUCCAGUCAUAGCCAGACUCAGGUGAUCCUGUUUGAGCAUUCCGCUGUAUGAUUGGGCACCUUUCACUGUCCUAUGUCAAUCCUCUAUGAUCAUGUGAAUGACAGAAAGCAAGAGGAACAUAUUUAAGGACAACAUUUGAAGUGGCCCUGGACGCUCUAAAUAAAUCCUACAAUGUACUGACACAAUAGGUAUUCAGCACAACUACCCUGUUUUACAAAAUAAGUUAUGGCAACAAUUCAUUUUGUGUCAUUGAAAUGAAAUCUUAGUCGAUAUACUGUAAUAUCAGUUUACCACCAAAAUAACUUAUGUUUCAACUUACAUUUCAGAUAACACACAUGUCUCCCCAGUACUUCUUUUUAUUGUCAUCAAGGAUGAUUAUAGAAUUCAUGUGUACAUACAUUUAGAACACAUCCAUAUGUUCAGAUGAUGCCAAACAAUGUACAUUUCAUUUUCUGCUUUCUAAUUUUUAGCGGAAACAAAAUUAGCCUGUUGGAGUAGAGGUUAAGAACUGUAUCUCCAUUUUGUCUUUGAGACAUGUAUACAUUUGAAUAGUGUUUGAAUAAUGUAUAAUGUUUUUUGCCUCCUGGGCAUUUUAAAUUAUAUUCACUUACUUACAAGCAGUGUUAAAUUAAUGUCAUUACAACAUCAUGGUCUCUCUCACUUCAUGAGAGAAAACACAUCUUCAUGAUGAAGUUGGUUAGUAAUUUAAGUGUCGACUGUAUUGCCAGAGGCUCAACCACAGAAGUGUCUUUAUAAAAACAUUAACUUGCACGCCUGUGAAUAAUACAGAGGAAAUGCAAGAAUGAGCUAUUUCGGAUCGACAAUAAAACCCUCUGUGGUUUGGUUGUAUUGUGUCUCCCCAUGAAUGUGACUCACUUUGGGGGCCAUAUCGCACACCACUUACAAUAGCAGUGUACUCCAACACAUCCUCCUGAAGGGUGGGCCUUUCCUGUGGAAGAUGGCCAUCACUUUGUUUUCCUUUUGGUGUAUCUUAGUGCUGAAAUUAGAGCAUGUCUGCUUAACUUCUAUUCACCUCCGCUACCAACAACUGUGUAUUUCAUAGUGGUGGAUGUUGACUCUGUUUUUUUAUAGCCCCUCAGGAUAGCUCCACUUGUUGUGAGAAGGGACAUAGUAAAUGUGACGACCUCUAAACCUC
This is a messenger RNA of Alosa sapidissima (American shad), 2512 nucleotides long. Its product is annotated as extensin. Gene Ontology annotation, biological process: actin filament polymerization. Gene Ontology annotation, cellular component: cytoplasm; actin filament. NCBI's taxonomy places the organism in Eukaryota, Metazoa, Chordata, Actinopteri, Clupeiformes, Clupeidae. The transcript is spliced from 2 exons. The record is from RefSeq and is a predicted model, not a curated record. The coding region runs from base 406 to 1407 and encodes 333 amino acids. Gene Ontology annotation, molecular function: microtubule binding; actin binding.